This is a messenger RNA of Plectropomus leopardus (leopard coralgrouper), 690 nucleotides long. The record is from RefSeq and is a predicted model, not a curated record. NCBI's taxonomy places the organism in Eukaryota, Metazoa, Chordata, Actinopteri, Perciformes, Serranidae.
GCUGCCGGGGUGAAAAUCAUCGCUGUGAAAUGUUGAUUCAGGUCUCAGGGAGGCGAGAAACCAUUGACAGAGUUUUGUGGAUAAAUUUAUGAACGGAGCCGCAGGAACCGGGAGCCUCGCGACUUGUUUUAGCGUCUGAGCAGCUGCGGACGGUAAAACGCUUGGACGCAGAUGGACUCCGGACAGGUGACCGGGGUUUACGCAGAGGUCAGCUGCGUCCCCGCGCCUGUUUCUGCCCGCGUGAGUGAGGAGCAGCAGCCGGAGGUCCGGACAUUCACCGUCACUACAGAGUGGAGUCAGAGUGACCUCGUCCGUGGCUCCAGACUUCGCUACUCGCAGCAGUGGACUCUGAUCACCGACAGCAACGACCGCAAGAACAUCAGGACUGUCCUCCCACCAGGGCCCUGUGCACCUGUGUCUGGAGAGUUACUGAGUGAACUCUCUCCCGUUCGAGGCCAGAGGGCUGUUGUCAGGGAAACAAGUGGCCACCAGCUCCUCGAGAUUUGGGACCACCAUGGCCUCAGGAAAUGUCUCAACCUGACUGCUCUCAACAAACACGGCAGAGUUUACGAUGACGCCCAGUUUGGCUGUCUGUCGUGGUCAGAGUGUGAGAACAAACUGCUCUAUGUUGCUGAGAAGAUGAAGAAUGCAUCAAUAGGAACACACGAGGGGGAAUCUGCAUGCAGAAAG